This is a messenger RNA of Nezara viridula (southern green stink bug), 732 nucleotides long. Lineage: Eukaryota; Metazoa; Arthropoda; Insecta; Hemiptera; Pentatomidae. The record is from the annotation of a GenBank genome assembly.
AUGAGAUAUAAAGGGCCGUAUCCGUCUCAAAAGAUAGUGUCCAAGUUCAACUUUCAUGAUGAUAAAAAACGAGUAAAAAAAAAAGUUCUCCUUCCCUCUCAAGUCAGGAGCUACUCACCCCCACAAUCCUUCCAGUGUGCGCGCCAGGGAAACUUUUACGUUUCAUUAAAAGGAGACGGUACAUAUGAUACAAUCAGCAAGCUGGUCUUCAUCGCGACCAGAUUCGAAAACGAACAAACGCUUGGCUGCGAGGCAAGCAACGAGAUCAUGGUAGAACGAAAAGAGGAACCGAUGAGAGAAAUACUUACGCUGGAGGUCUUAUAACAUAACAGUGAACAUAAGAGGAAAUCACCGCUCAACAUUAAGCCCUGCAGUACACCAGACCCCAAAAUUCCAUUCUUGAAGGGGGAGUGCCCCAGGUGGGUCCCUCCCACGGGUCUCACGGCCCCCUCCUUAUCUCAGCCCGUCCAUAUUAUACUAUCGAUAGUACGCCUAAUCGAUUCGACGCGCUCCUCCUCCCUUUCCCUCCCCAACAGUCAUCGAUAUUGUACAGCUGCUACUAUCGUGGUCGCUAAUGGUCCAGGUCUUGCCUCCUGUUAAUGAACAUGGCCUCCUCUAUCUGUGACUUUAUGAUCUAGCGCUUUGUUCCCAAGUUCUAAGCCUAAACCUAAUGGCGCAAAGUUUUGCCAUAUAUAUUUCCACUGCAUAUAUUUUUACAAUCUCAUUUCCACU